Molecule: messenger RNA, 1218 nt
Organism: Capronia coronata CBS 617.96
Lineage: Eukaryota; Fungi; Ascomycota; Eurotiomycetes; Chaetothyriales; Herpotrichiellaceae
Exons: 3
Coding region: 1-1218 (405 amino acids)
Source: RefSeq, a predicted model, not a curated record
AUGAGCGGGAUAUCGCGUCUAUGGCGACCAAGUCAAGGGCAAGGGCAAGCCAGUGCUCCAGACUCGCCCAGCGGUCCUGGGAAGACGUUUUUGGUUCCGCUGUUCCUGUCGACGUCGCAGCCGUCGGCUCGCAACAAUAUGUUCACCGAUGGUGACGGACCCGCGAGUCCCCGAUCCAGGACCUCUACACGUUCCGUGAUCGAGUCUUCCCCCUCGAUCUACUCCGGUGUCCGACCCCUAUCCCUACCGUUGGAUGCUCGAACAGAGAACUCCGACAUGUACGGCAACGGCGUACGAGGGAGCCACAAUACCAACAGACAUAGAGAGCAUCUCGACACAGCGCCGAAUCAGUCCCAAACUGACUCAGCUCCCAUCUCAGAGCGUUCGACAACAAGAUCCGGGUCAGAACGAAGCGGCAGCCGGAGCAACCACUCGUCGAGUCGUGGCGCCAGGCGACACGUCAAGCUGUCGAGGAAGACGUUCCGUCAUCCACGAGUCAAUGCGAAAGCAAGAAUCAGUUUCGCUUUUGGCGUCACUCUACUGUUCGCUCUGGUGAUCUAUCUGGUGCUCGCCAUCACUGGUGUUGCGCGUAAUACCAUGUUCCACGUGCUCUCGAUUCUGUUGAUCUUGACCCUGACGGGGGUUUUCUGUCACCAACUGAUCCGCAUGUUCAUGUUGAUGCGUCGACGGCCGAGAAGACCUCGACACGGGCGGAGCAACAAGGCUAGACACGGACAUACAAGAAAUCAAACAUGUGCGCGAUCUCGGGGCUGGACACGUGCAAGCACAAGCACAAGCGAACAGUCCGGGCCGCUGGAAGAACUACCUCCGGAAAAGCCAAUCCAGAUCUUCAUGGCGACUGAUGACAAUCUGGGCCCGGAUGUGGAAGCACUGGCAUGGCAACCGACCAUACGCCCGCCGCCACCAGUCUACGGCAACUUUCGGGCCAGUAUGCGAUUGAACCCAGACUUCGUUCACCUGAAGCACGUCCCUCCCUCACCACUGACUCCGACUUACGAUGAAGCGGUGAUACAAGUCCAACGAGCCAUGGGGUAUCGACCACCAAGCUAUAUCUCGGAAAGUGGUGUGACGGAAUUUAUUGAGACACGGACCAAAGAUGUGGAUGCCGCUCUCGAAAACAUCCAUCCAUUGGAACGCGAGCGAAUGCGAACAUUUGCAGCGGAAGCUCUUGAGGGCAAUACCAUAUCUCGUCUCUAG